Messenger RNA from Pangasianodon hypophthalmus (striped catfish), 15169 nucleotides. It is a transcript of the gene fat3a, whose product is annotated as FAT atypical cadherin 3a. NCBI's taxonomy places the organism in Eukaryota, Metazoa, Chordata, Actinopteri, Siluriformes, Pangasiidae. The transcript has 31 exons. Gene Ontology annotation, cellular component: adherens junction; plasma membrane; catenin complex. Bases 320 to 14107 code for a protein of 4595 amino acids. Gene Ontology annotation, molecular function: cadherin binding; calcium ion binding. Gene Ontology annotation, biological process: calcium-dependent cell-cell adhesion; homophilic cell-cell adhesion; adherens junction organization. The record is from RefSeq and is a predicted model, not a curated record.
ACACACACUAUGAGAGAGAGAGAGAGAGAGAGAGAGAGAGACGGGAUUGCGCCCUUCUCUAUAUGUGUGGAAGUGUGUGUGUGGAAGUGUGUGUAUGUGUGUGUAUGUGCAUGCAGUGUGUGUGUGUGUGUGAGCGCGCUGCGCUGUGCACGUCGCUGUGCAGGAGCUUUCUCGGGACGCUGCUGAUGUCCUGAACGGGAUAGGGACCGAAAGAAGUCGUGCUGCAGCUGGAGGCUCGCGCUGCGGGAUUUAUAGAGAGAGAGAGAGACAGAAAGAGAGAAACGAGGAAAACGAGGAUGGAUUUGGUGAUGGCACGGCAAUGAUCAUGGCCCUCUGGGCGGGAGUUCGGGCCGCUCUCCUCCGUCUGGCCCUUGUGUUCUUCCUGUCACCUCCUCUGGUCCGCUGCCAAGGUGACAGGCCACGGCUUCAGUUCACGCAACCGCUGUACCAUGCGUCCGUGUACGAGAACUCGGCGGCGCGGACGUAUGCAGUCAGCCAGGUGAGAAUGGGCGUGGAUCUCCAACAGCGCUCAUGGGAAGUGCGCUACAGAAUCACGGCCGGAGACGAUGAGGGAUUUUUCAAGGCAGAAGAAUACACGCUUGGGGACUUCUGCUUCCUCCGCAUACGCACCAAAGGAGGAAAUGCUGCCAUUCUGAACCGAGAGAUUCAGGAUAAUUACCAGCUGACAGUCAAAGCGUCCGUUAAGGGCGAAACAGUGGAGGCAUGGACCAAAGUGAGUGUACAAGUGCUGGAUAUGAAUGACCUUCGACCUCUUUUUUCCCCAACAACUUAUUCAGUCACGAUUGCAGAAAACACACCACUGCGCACCAGCAUUGCUCAAGUCACAGCCACGGAUGCUGACACAGGCUCUAAUGGGGAGUUUUACUAUUUCUUCAAGGAAAAGAUGGAACUUUUUGCUGUGCACCCAACCAGUGGUGUUGUUUCCCUCAGUGGAAAGCUGAAUGUGGACACUCAAAGCCGCUAUGAUUUGGAAAUCCAGGCUGUGGACCGUGGGAUGAAGCUUUACGGCAACAACGGUGUCAGCAGCACUGCUAAACUCUUUGUCCAUGUGGAACGGAUCAAUGAGCAUGCACCCAAACUCAAUAUUGUGACACUAGCACCUGCUUGGGCCGAUGCUACGCCGGCAGUCGCUGUGUUGACAGUUGAGGAUGACGAUACCGGACUGAAUGGAGAGAUCGAGGCAGUAAACAUUGUGGACGGAGACCCAUUUAAUCUGUUUAGCAUCGAAAGAAUAGAAAUAGACAGGGAAGGAGAAGAGAGAGGAUCUAAGAGAGGAUCUAGUGAGUUUGUUCUUAAAGCUCCUGAGCAUCUAAAGUGGGAAAGUUACCCUUUUGGACUGAAUCUGAGUUUGCAGGCAAGAGAUCGGGGGACACCACAAAAAUCAUCAGAGGUUCAAAUAGUAUGUCUUAAGUUGUCCAGGCCAAGCCCAGUAGAGGUCCGGUUCCAGAAAGAGGUAUAUGAGGUCAAUCUGAGUGAAAUAGCCCCACCCAGAACCCUCGUAUUGGCCGUAAAACUUAAUCCAGAGCCAGCUGACGUUGAAUACAUCCUCACACCAUCUGCAGAUUCAGCGUUUUUUAGUGUCAAUAGUAUGACUGGAGUGAUUAGCACGUCACGGUGGCUCACAAAGCUCACACAACGAGAUUUUGAGCUUGAGGUAAUGGAGGUUGGCAGUGAACUCAGGGCUAAAGUUCGGGUGUUUCUAGAAGAUGCCAAUGACAAUGCUCCAGUAUUUACACAACUGUCCUAUGAAGUGUUUGUCAAUGAAAGCAUCCCUGUCGGGACGACAGUUGUUGUGGUCACGGCUUUGGAUGCAGAUCACGGGGAGAACAGUUAUAUCACAUACAGCAUGGCAAGUUUGAUGCCACUGCCAUUCACUAUACACCAGUUUAAUGGCGCCAUCACAAGCAGGCAGGAAUUGGACUUUGAGUCAUCCUCGGAGAGCUUCAGCUUUGUAGUGCGGGCUUCGGACUGGGGUGCCCCGUACAGGAGAGAGAGUGAAGUAAACGUCACAGUGCACCUCGAGAAUGUGAACGAUAACAAGCCACUCUUUGAGAAAAUUGCCUGCGUUGGUGUGGUUUCCCGUGACUUGUCGGUCGGUGAGGUCAUCACUACCAUGUCCGCCAUAGACAUUGAUGAGUUGGAACUUGUGAAGUAUAAAAUAAUCUCAGGAAAUGAGCAUGGCUUCUUUGAUCUGAAUCCCGAUUCUGGUGUCAUGACUCUUCGCCGAUCUCUUAUUACUGCAAACCCCAAAAGCACUUUUAGCCUCAAAAUCACUGCCACAGAUGGGGAGACUUUCUCCGAUCCCAUGUUUGUGAACAUAUCCAUAGCACAGGGAAAAUCCCCACCUAAGAGUUUCAGCUGUAUAGAGACACAUGUAGCUCAGAGACUCGCAGAGAAGCUGCUCAAAAAGGCCAAAGCCAACAGCAAGCCCAAAAUAGAGGAAGGUUUCAUUGACUUGUUCUCAGUGAACCGACAAGCGCCUCAGUUUGACAAAUCCUUCCCUACAGAUAUCACAGUCCGUGAGGAUAUGGAAAUUGGCUCGAGUGUGUUCCAGGUGAAAGCGUAUGACAGCGACACAGGAUUUAAUGGCCAGAUACUUUACACUAUUUCCAGUGGCAACACAGAUAGUAGUUUUACCAUCGGCACUCUCACCGGCGAGAUCAGGAUAUUCUUGCCAUUAGACCGGGAAAGAACAGACCGAUACAUCCUAAACCUUACAUUAUAUGAUUUGGGCCAGCCACAAAGAUCUGCUUGGCAUCUCUUAACUGUCUAUGUGGAGGAUGCCAAUGACAAUGCCCCCCAGUUUCUUCAAGGCAAUGGAUACAGAGCACGGAUUCCUGAAAACACUCCCAUUGGCACUGAGGUGAUCCAAGUAGAAGCCACAGAUAAAGAUCAGGGAUCAAAUGGAGAGAUCCAGUAUUCCUUGCUCACAAGCACCUCUCAGUUUGGCAUCAACAGCUCGAGUGGGAUCGUAUAUGUUGCUGGACAGUUGGACCAUGAAUACGCGCCAUCUUUCUUACUGAAAGUGGAAGCACGAGACCGUGCAGAAAGAAAUGCUCAGAAAUUUUCCAUAACCACACUUCAUAUCAGACUAGACGACGUCAAUGACUGUCCUCCUGCAUUUAUCCCAAGUGUGAUCAGUGCGCGAGCUCUUGAGGAUCUUCCGAUUGGUACCGUUAUCGCCUGGCUCGAUACUCAGGACCCUGAUCUCGGUCCAGGUGGAGAAGUCCGCUAUUCACUUGGUAGUGACUACGAUGGCCGCUUCGAGGUGGAUGCGAUGAGUGGAGCUAUUCGUUUAACCAAGGAGCUGGAUUAUGAGACUCAACAAUUCUUUAACCUAACAAUUCGAGCCAAAGACCGAGGACGUCCCGUUUCUUUGCUAUCAGUCAGCUUUGUGGAGGUGGAGGUGGUAGACGUAAAUGAAAACCUUUACGCACCAUAUUUCUCCAACUUCGCUGUGAAUGCUUCAGUUAAGGAAAGUGCUCGGAUUGGGACAUCUGUUCUUCGAGUUUCAGCGCGCGAUGAUGAUACUGGCAGAGACGGUGAGGUUCAGUACUCCAUCCGUGAUGGAAGUGGCCUUGGAAGGUUUACCAUCGACGAUGAGACAGGAGUGAUCUACACUACGGAUCUGCUGGAUCGUGAGACGCAGGAUUCCUAUUGGUUGACGGUUUAUGCCACAGACCGGGGGGUGGUGCCUCAGUCAGCUGCACUGCAAGUCUACAUUCAGGUAGAGGAUGUGAACGAUAAUGCCCCAUUGACCUCUGACCCCAUGUACCACGCCUCCAUCCCUGAGAACUCUCCCAAAGACGUGUCAAUCAUCCAGAUCCAAGCCCAGGAUCCUGACGCUACGGCAACCGAGCCCCGCUUCUCGUUUCGCAUCGCCAGCGGCAACCCGCAAAACUUUUUCAGUAUCAACACACGCACCGGUCUCAUAACGACGACUGCCAGGAAGCUGGACCGAGAACAGCAGGCAGAGCAUGUACUUGAGGUGACCGUAUCAGAUGGAGGACCCUCGCCUCGUCACACCACUGUAUGGGUGGUGAUUCAAGUCCUGGAUGUAAAUGAUAACAAACCCGUUUUCCCAGAGAAACUCUACCAGGUACGUUUACCUGAGCGUGGGCGGAGACAGAGGGGCGGAGCCAUCUACCGCAUCUUUGCCUACGACGCUGACCACGGCCCCAAUGCAGAGCUCACCUACAGCAUCGUGGAUGGCAACGACGACGGCAAGUUCCACAUCGACCCCAAGACUGGCCUCGUGUCGUCUCCCAGGAAGCAGUUCCCUGCUGGAACAUACGACAUUCUGACUGUGAAGGCGGUGGAUAAUGGCCGCCCUCAGCGCUGGGCGACGGCUCGUUUGCAUAUCGAAUGGAUUCGUCGGCCGCCGCCAAGCGCCGUGCCGCUGGCAUUCGAAGAGCCGCUUUACAACUUCACUGUCAUGGAAAGUGAUAAAGUGGCGGACAUUGUGGGUGUGGUCUCAGCCCAACAGCUGGGCUCCGCCCCCCUGUGGUUUGACAUCACAGGGCCGCGUCCUUUCCGUGAGACGUUCUUUGUUCUCCAGACUGCCUGUGGCAGCAACUGUUCUAAAGAAGGUGGGGAUGAUGAGAGUGUGUUUGAUGUGGAGAAGGCCGUUGGGACGAUCAUCAUUGCUAAAGCUCUGGAUGCUGAGCAGAGAUCCUUCUACAACCUCACAGUGGAGGUGACAGAUGGGACCAACACUGCCUACACACAGGUUCUCAUCACCGUGCUGGAUCAGAACGACAAUGCCCCGGUGUUCUCUCAGCCCACCUACGAGGUCAUGGUUGCCGAGGACACGCCCCCGGAUACGGAGGUGCUGCAGGUUUUGGCGUCAGAUCGAGAUGAGCAUCAUCGCUUGACCUUUGCCCUGUUGGGCAGCGUGGACCCUGCUAGCAUGCGUCUGUUCCGUAUUGAUGCCAGCACGGGUCAUGUGUACACCGCACAACGCCUUGACCACGAGACUAACACACAACACGUCCUCUCCGUCAUGGUGAAAGAUCAGGAAUUCCCAUACAGACGGAGUCUUGCACGCGUUCUCAUUGGUGUAGAGGAUGUGAAUGACCACGCCCCCCAGUUUACCAUGGCAAUGUAUGACGGACAGGUAUACGAAUCUGCGGCACUUGGCUCUGCCGUCGUCACGGUAACGGCUCUGGAUAAAGACAAAGGCCAGAAUGCUCAGAUUAGCUACAGUAUGGAAUCAGGAAACACUGGGAACACAUUCCGGAUUGAUCCAAUUCUGGGAAUCAUCUCAGUGGCUCGGGAAUUGGAGUUAUCCACCAUCGGUCACUACGUGUUAAUUCUAAAAGCUGUGGAUCAUGGCUCCCCUGCUCUAUCUUCCACUGCUGUUGUUCGAAUUGCUGUGACACUUUCUGACAAUUCAGGCCCCAAAUUUCCUCAAAACGAGUACCAGGCCGAGGUUGCUGAAGGUGUUGCCAUCGGAACUUCAGUAACCACUGUAACAGCCCUGGGCCUGUCCACAGUAACCUACGAAAUCCGUCACGGUAAUGGAGGUCGGACAUUUCGCAUUAACCAGUACAGUGGUGUGAUCACAACUCAAAUAGUGCUUGAUUUCGAGACGAUUUCUUCAUAUAUGCUAAUUGUCACAGCUACCAACAUGGCUGGCCAGUCAUCCAAUGCCACUGUAACGGUUGUUGUGCUUGACCAGAAUGACAAUGCCCCUGUGUUCCAGCAGCUGCAUUACUGGGGUGACAUCAGUGAAGGGGCAGGGCUGAACAGUGUGGUGCUGAGUGAAUCUGGUGAGCCUUUGGUUAUACGGGCAACAGAUGCUGACCGGAACCAUAACGCCUUGUUAGUGUAUCAGAUCCAGGAAGAGAAUGCCAGGCGUUUCUUUACUGUAGAUGCUGGCACCGGUUCCAUUAGAACCAUUGCUCAACUGGACCAUGAAAAAACACCUACGUUCCAUUUUCAUGUGAGUGUAAGGGACAGUGGACGUCCACAGCUAUCAGCUGAACAUCCUGCGGAAGUCACCAUUCAAGUGCAAGACAUUAAUGACUGUGCACCACAAUUUUCCCAGGAUUUCUAUGAAGCUGUUCUUCUGCUUCCUACCUAUGAGGGAGUGGAAGCCUUGAGAGUCUCUGCCUCUGAUCCUGAUGGAGACGGUCAAUCCGACCUCACCUACUCACUGACUGACACCAAUCUGGAGCAUUUUGCUGUAGAGUCGAACACUGGGCUAAUCACAGUCCGAAACAGCACUUUUGGCAAAGACCGUUUCCGGUUCAAUGUUCGUGUCUCAGACGGACGGUUCUCCAGCACAGCUUUGGUGACCGUUCUUGUGCGUGAGGCACUUGACAGUGGCCUGGCUUUCACACACAACAUCUACAAUGCUAACAUUCAGGAGAACGAUGCUAAUGUGACAACAGUCACUGUGGUUACAGCGCUUGGCAACAAAUUGAAUGAGCCAUUACGUUAUACUUUGCUGAACUCUGGUGGGAAGUUUCGAAUCCGUCCCACAUCUGGAGCUAUAGAGACAGUAGGAGUCCCCUUAGACAGAGAGGACAAAGAGGAGUUUGGACUUCUUGUGCAGGCAAGUCGAGAGGAAGACAGGUUGCGUGUUGCAAGGGCACUUGUGCGUGUACGUGUCACAGACGUCAACGACAAUGCACCCAUUUUUGUCGGACUUCCAUAUUAUGCAGCCGUGCAAGUGGAGGCAGAACCAGGGGUGUCCAUAUUUCGUGUGACAGCUAUAGACAGUGACAAAGGUCCAAAUGGAGAAGUCAGCUACUUCCUGCAGGAUGAGCUGGGACACUUUGAAAUGGACCGUAUUAGCGGUGAGCUCAGAUUACGCCAGGCCUUUGAUGCUGAUCUGUCCAGUGUGGAAUACCAAAUCCUGGUUUUCGCUCGUGAUAGUGGCACACCGUCCCUGUCCUCUUCUAUCACCUUCCCUGUCACUGUUGUGAACCGGGCAAUGCCUGUAUUUGACCGGCCAUUCUACUCUGUUAAAGUGAGUGAGGAUGUGCCAGUGUUUACGCCAGUUCUGGGAAUCAAUGCCAGCAGUCCAGAAGGACAGAAUGUUCUCUACACCAUCACACAUGGCAACCCUGAUAGCAUUUUCUCUAUUGGAUUUGACACUGGCAUCAUCAGUGUUAUAGCCCCUCUGGACUUUGAGGCUGACCCGGUCCACAAACUGAUCAUCAGAGCGACAGACUGCCUCACUGGUGCUAGAGCAGAGGUGGAUGUUGAGGUGACAGUUUUAGACAUGAAUGAUAAUGCACCUGUGUUUGAACAACCAAUUUAUAAAGCAGUAAUCUCUGAAUCAGCCAUGAUAGGAACUCCUGCUUUGCAGGUGCAAGCGACAGAUAAAGACUCUGAGAAAAAUGCAGCAGUUCGCUACCAAAUCAUCCCUGACCGCAGCAACAGCACAGACCACUUCCACAUUGACAGUAGCAGUGGCCUGAUCUUGACUGCUCGCUCCCUCGAUCACGAAACCAUUCAGCACUAUGUUUUCUUUGUCAAAGCAACUGAUAAUGGCUUUCCUCCUCUUAGCACUGAGGUGCAGGUCAUAGUUCAGGUGACAGACACAAACGACAAUGCUCCAGUCUUCAAUCAACUACUGUAUGAGGCCUCAGUUUAUGAACUUGCACCCAAAGGGCACUUUGUCAUGUGCAUUCAGGCUUCUGAUGCAGAUCAGUCUGACGUAGACCGACUACAAUAUGCUUUGUUAUUAGGAAACGAGCGAUUGCUAUUUGACCUGGACGCUUCCUCAGGGAUUUUGACUCUGAGUGGACAGCGGAGGACACAACGUAUGCCACCCACUAUCAGCCUGAAUGUGAGUGUUUCGGAUGGAGUUUUCACCAGCACAGCACAAGUGCACGUACAUGUAGAGUGGGCAAACCUACACACGCCACAAUUCACCCAGAGCAUGUAUGAAGCAGAGGUACGAGAGAACAUGCCAGCUGGAUCAAAGGUCAUUAUGAUUAGGGCUUUGGAUGCUGAUCCUGGACCAUUUGGUGAAGUGCACUAUGUUUUACUCUCAGAUGUAGCACGAUACUUGUUUAGUAUAGACAGCAAUGGUCAGAUAACGACUCUGGAGAGGUUGGAUCGGGAAGAGCAAAAUGAAUUCGUGCUGUCCAUUGCAGCAGUCGACACAGGAGGAAGAACUGCAUAUUGCCAUGUUUGGAUUGCAGUGCUGGACGAGAAUGAUAAUGCCCCACUUUUUGAUGCCUCAGAGUACCGUGCUAGUGUUCGGGCAGAGGUGGAACCCGGCUCUUUAGUGACACAAGUGCAGGCUUGGGAUGCUGAUCAGGGGCUCAAUGGAGAGAUCAACUACAGCUUAUACAGUGAAGCCAGUGUCCAGGUCACAGAAUUGCUGGAUAUAGAUCCUGAUAGUGGUUGGGUAGUUACCAAGGGCAAUUUCAGCCCCCUUCAAGGGUCAGUAUUAUCCUUUUUUGUGAAAGCCUCAGACAGUGGUGUACCAGUCCGCCAUUCUCUUAUUUCUGUGUACAUUCACGUCCUCUCAAAUGAUGCCCACUUACCUGUCUUUAACCAACCACACUUCUCCUUUAGUGUUCCAGAAGAUACACCCAUUGGUUCCACACUAGGUGCAGUGCAUCUGCAGAGCCAGCGUGGACAGAACUCUCUACCUGUCAGUUUCUCGGCUGUGAUUGGUCAGACUGUGGAGAGCAAUAGCGAUGGUUUUUUUGUUGUGGACAAGGAGAGUGGGAUGAUAAAACUGGAAAAGCCACUGGACCGUGAACAAACUCCAGAAUUCCAUUUUAAAGUGUCUGCAACCCUGCAGCAAGGACUCAUAGAUUCAGUUGCUGUCGUAGAUGUGGAAGUAAAAAUUCUAGAUGUAAAUGACAACAAACCAGCAUUUGAGUCCAACUCAUAUGAAGCCUCCAUCAUUGAGGGACUUCCUGCUGGCACCAGAAUCCUCCAAGUGCUAGCAGUGGAUCCUGACUGGUCAGCCAAUGGUCAGGUGACAUACAGCCUUGCUCCACCUGGGCUUCUGGGAUCAGGAAGUGAGGAUUUGAAGGAUGGUGGGAGCUAUUUUACAAUUGAUAGCACUUCUGGGUGGAUUUCAACUCUAAAAGGCCUUGAUCAUGAACUUAACCCCGUCCACAGUCUUACAGUCUGGGCAUUUGAUCUCGGUGACCCAGCCAGUCUGUCAUCCUCGACGACGGUUGCCAUAGCAGUUGGUGACUCCAACGACAACAUGCCUGAGUUUCUGCAACCGCACUACUAUGGCAGUGUGCGGGAAAGUGAUGCACCUGGAGAAGUGGUUGCUGUGCUGAACACCCGUGAUGAUGACAGCUCUCCUAGCAACCGUCAGGUCACCUACCACAUCACAGGUGGUAACCGUGGCGAUGUGUUCGCUUUGAGUUUACUCUCCUCUGAUUGGAAGCUGUACGUGAAGCGGCCAUUGGAUCGUGAGCAGCAAGAACGUUACGUCAUCAACGUCACGGCAACGGACGGCCUCCAUGUUGCCACAGCAACCGUCCAUGUGCUCGUCACCGAUGCCAACGACAACAGUCCCGUGUGUGACCCGGUGAUGUACACUGCAUCUGUCUCAGAGGAUGUCCCUAUUGGAAAUCUGAUCCUGAGAGUGAGAGCGACGGAUGCAGACACUGGCUCUAACGCACAACUACAGUACACACUGUCAGGGGGCGGGGCUGAGGACUUCACGAUACACCCUUACACAGGAGAGCUAAAAACUGCAACGUCAUUGGACCGGGAGAAAGUUGAGCGGUAUUCUCUUGUUGCCAGGGCAACAGACGGGGGUGGGCUUUCAUGUGAGGCAACUGUUUCCAUCAUGCUACUGGAUGUUAAUGAUAACCCUCCACGGUUUGGCUCCGCCCAUUACAAGACCAGCGUUUACGAGAACACAGCUGCGAAAGCGCUACUCACACAGCUAAAUGCCAUAGAUCCAGACCUGGGUGAGAGCCGUAAAGUAGUGUACUCACUAGUAGACUCGGCUGAAGGUGUCUUCUCCAUCGAUAAGUGGACAGGUGUGGUGGCUCUGGAGCGUCCGCUGGACCGCGAGGUCCAAUCCUCGUACCUUGUGGUAAUACGGGCGUCUGACCUAGGUGUCCCCUACCGUCUCUCGUCUCUUGCCAACCUCACCAUUGCCGUGCUGGAUGUAAAUGACAACCCUCCGGUGUUCGAGCGGCGUGACUACAGUGCCACGCUGGGCGAGGAUGCAGCAGCUGGCACCGCAGUGCUGCGUGUCCAUGCACACAGCAAGGACAUCGGUACUAACGCUGACAUCUAUUACAGCAUCCGAUCUGGGAACGCUCAAGGGCACUUCAGCAUUGAAACACACACAGGAGUGAUCUCCGUGUCUCACCCUCUGGACUUCGAGACCUGUAAAGAUUACUUUCUCACAAUAGAAGCUCGCGAUGGCGGAACUCCACCCCUCACCGCUGUUGCCAUGGUGAACAUCAAUAUAACGGACGUCAAUGAUAAUGCGCCGAUGUUUGGGCGUGACGUUUACAGCGCCAUCAUCAGGGAGGACGCUAACAUUGGUGAUGCCGUCGUCAAGGUGACCGCCGAAGACAUCGACAGCCAGGUGAACGGUGACAUCCUGUACUCCAUCGUCAGCGGCGACCGCGAGAACCAGUUCUUCAUCGAGCCAGUGACGGGCCAGAUCAAAGUCAACAAACAGCUGGAUCGAGAAACGAUUGCGGGUUAUGCGUUGGCAGUAAGAGCUCUGGACAGCGGAACUCCCUCCAUGUCUUCAACUGUGAUCGUUAACAUCGACAUCUCCGACAUCAACGACAACCCGCCCACUUUUUCUCCAGCAAAUCACACGGCGGUUAUUCAGGAGAAUAAGCCAGUUGGGACGAGCAUCCUGCAGCUGUCAGUCACCGAUAAAGACGCCGCCCACAACGGCCCGCCGUUCCACUUCAACAUCCUCUCGGGAAAUGAGGGGAUGUGGUUUGCAUUGGACAGGGAGGGGCUUAUAACGUCCAAUCAGAUGUUCCGCAGGUCUGAGAGAACGGAGUAUGUCAUUCAGGUUGAGGCCCGUGAUUCCGGCAGGCCGCCGUUGUCAUCAACCACACUCGUGCACGUGCGUGUGAUCGAGGAGAGCGUGCACAUGCCUGUAGCAUCUCCGCUACACGUCCACAUUGUGACGGUGGAGGAUGAGUUCCCAGGAGGUGUGAUUGGACAGAUUCAUGCCACGGACCAGGACGCUUUCGACAUCCUCACCUAUGGACACACGCACCAACAGAACAGCCUCUUUAAGGUGAACCCACGUGACGGACGCAUCAUCGCUCUCUCCGGUCUGGACGCGGGUCGCUACUCUCUGAAUGCCACGGUGACGGACGGCCGUUUCUCCGUGAGCGUGCCCGUGAGCGUGCACGUGGAGUGGGCGUCGGCUUCUAUGCUGCGUCACGCUGUUACAGUGCGCUUCGAGCGCGUCUCGCCGCACGACUUUGUCUCGCGUCAUCUCACUGCUGUUCGCCGCGCCAUCGCCGAUGCCAUGGGAACAGGGACGCCCGAUGCCCUGCAUGUGCUCAGUGUGCAGCCGGUGGAGACCACAGGCCAGCUUGACCUCCUAUUGGCUGUGGAGGCUCCAGGGGGUGGCGGCUUCCUGGCAGCAGCGCUGGUGAGCCAGAAGCUAAGCGCAGCACGGCGGCGGCUCGAACAGGUCCUGCGCGUUUCUGCUGUUCUGGAUAAGAACUGUUCAGGUCUGGAGUGCGGAGAGGCGCGCUGCGAACAGACCAUCACACUCGACACACACGCACUGCUCACUUACACCACCAGCACCAGCAGCUUCGUCUCACCGCGGUUUCAACGGAGCGCACGCUGCGUCUGCUCUGAUGGACGAUGUUCUGCGAUAUCGGAGGUGUGUGAGGACGUGGUCUGUCCUGAUGACAUGCAGUGUGUGAAGACAGACAACAGCAGAGGACCGUACGCCUGCCAGUGCCCGCCAGGGAAACUAGGAGAAUGUGCAGGUCACACCUCUCUGAGUUUCUACGGCAACAGUUAUAUAAAGUACCACGUGAUUGACGGCUUGAAGAGCGAUGAGGUGAAACUGCAGCUCCGCAUCAGAACACUGCAGAGUAGCGGCGUGAUCCUGUACACACACCCCGCCCCCUGUGCCAUGCUAAAGAUGGAGGACGGAUGUCUCCAGCUACAGCUGGGCUGUUCUGAAGGAGGUGGAGUCCUCGCCAUCACCACCCGACCAAUCAAUGAUGGUCGCUGGCAUCACGUGACCCUCGAGUUGGGUCGAAACUCCAGCAGCCUCUCAUUAGACGACUGGACACAACAGGCCCCGGCUGCUUCCCACCUCCCUGGCCCCGAUUGGUCCAUUUCAAUGGGGGCGUGGCAUAGCGACGGUUUCCAGGGCUGCCUGGACUCGUUAGCGUUGAACGAUGUCGAGCUGCCACUGCACAACAAACAGGCACCUGCAGCAACACACACACGCUCACACACACACGUGGAGGUGACGGCGCUGGGCGAGGUGACGCUCGGCUGUGUGCUUCACCAUGAUCCGUGCGCACGCCAACCCUGCGCCCACGGAGCUGCCUGCACCAGCCUUCCCAACGGAGGUUUCUCGUGUAAUUGUGGUCCUCUGUACACCGGGCGGCGCUGUGAGACCGAGAUUGGUGUGUGUGCGCCAAACCCCUGCCGAAACGGCGGUGUGUGUAAGCCCAUCGGCAACGCCUUCCUCUGCAGCUGCAAGAGGGGAUACACUGGCCUCACGUGUGAGGAGGAUGUAAACGAGUGUGAACGUGGUGAGCGCUGCGAAGGCGGAGCCUCCUGUGUCAACACCUUCGGCUCCUUCUACUGCAACUGCACCACGCCAGGCUUUGUGGGUGGAGCCUGUGCCAUCCGUCCCGUCCUGGUCCCCGACAUGCGCUCUGGCCCCGCCUACUUUGGGCGGGAGGAGCUUAUCGGCGUGGCGGUGGUGCUGUUCCUGAUCAUGGCACUUGUGUUUCUGUUCGUCGCCUUCAGGAAGAAAGUGUUCCAGAAGAGCUACUCGCGCAACGACCUGUCUCUCGUCCAGGACCCGGCCACUGCUGCACUGCUGCACAAAGCCAACGGACACUUCCCUCCCCUGCAGUGUGGCACUGGAGACCCUAUCAGCCUCUACACCGAGGGUGGGCGGGGCUUACUGUCUGGAGAACCCAUCGGUCUUUACACAGAGGGUGGGCGGAGCUUAUCAGGGCCACCCCAGGUCCCGGUAAGACCGAUGGCGUACACCCCGUGCUUUGGGACUUUGGAGAAAAGGGGUGGUGACAGAAAGGGGGUGGAGCUGACUGAGAUGAGCACGUUCAGACAGGGGACGGAGUCACCGAGAGUGGUGGGCAGUAUGGCACGGAGGGGCGUGGCCGUGUGCAGCGUGGCACCCAACCGAUCGGAGUGUGACUCGCCGAGCAACAAAAGAAGCUGGGAGGAUGACGAUGGGAAAGUGGACAUGUUGGAGGAGGUCAUGUGUUUUUCUGGCAGCAACAAAGGAAGCAACUCUGAGGUCCAGUCACUGAGCUCCUUCCAAUCAGACUCCUGUGAUGACAACGCUUCCAUAGUGACGGUCAUUCGACUCGUCAACGACGCAGUUGAUACGAUCGAAAACGAAGUCUCCGUUAUGGAUCAAGGUCAAACCUACAGCAGAGCAUACCACUGGGACACUUCUGAUUGGCUGCCGACGACGAGGCUCUCUGACAUCGAGGAAGCGACGCCGGGAGACGUGGGCGUGGCUUUGGAGUCAGACUACUAUUUAGGCGGCUUUGAUGUCGACAGCGAAUACCCGCCCCCUCAGGAGGAGGAGUUUGUGUCACGUGACCGUCUGCCGCCGCCCCUUCCUGGAGAAGAUUACCUGCCAGACAUUGCGCCUGUCAGUCAACCCGUUUCCACGGCGAGUACGCUAACCAGAGCCCGCCCACAUUUCCACCCAAGCCAGUAUCUUCCUCCUCAUCAGCUUCCACUUGGAUCCGAGGGGGCGGAGCUGAGUGUAUUUGCAAGCGGGGACGAGCGGCUGUCAAUCAAAACGUCCUCCGUGUCUGAUGUCUCCGCCCCCUUUGGGUUCGAGGAUUCCGAAACUGGAGGAAGUUUGGACAGCUUGGAGGAAGCACAGACGCAGCCAUACACACAACAGACUGAAGUGUGAUUUCGCCCCCCACACACACACAAACACACACACUAACUAACACACUCAAGUCUCACACACACACACACACACACACACACUCACAGACUGAAGCUCCCAAACAAGAAGUCAUUCACACGUAAUCAUGUGACAUGUGACGUGGAUGAACAGAGCUGUGUGUGACAAAUCUCCUGCUCCCUGUGUGUGUGUGUGUGUGUGUGUGUGUGUGUGUGUGUGUGUGUUAGUGGAAUUUUGUACAGCCAAACAGCACAACUCAUCAAACAUUUUUAAAUCGGAUGUCUCGAUUCUUUAUUGCUUUGUGUUUUUUUUUUUUUUUUUUUUUAUUUUGCACUAAGAUGCCAGAGUUCAGUGUACGAUGAAAUAAUAGAUAUGAUUUUAUCUCUCUUUCUGUCUCACUCUCUAUCCAUCUCUCUGUCUUACUCUCGCCUUCUGUCUCUUUUCACUGCAGGGUGAAACGUUGCUCUGUUUAACGUCUGCCCCAGAAAUAGCACUAUUUUUCAAGCUGUCCAACAUCACUGAGGUGCUGUGUGUGUGUGUGUGUGUGUGUGUGUGUGUGUGUGUGUGUGUGUGUGUGUGUGUGUGUGAGAGAGAGAGAGAGAGAGAGAGAGAGAGAGAGAGAGAGAGAGAGAGAGAGGGACAGACAGACAGAGAAAGAGAGCGGGAGCGCAACUCACUUGUAAGUUUCUGUAAGAUAUUAAGACUGUCUAUUGCUCCUUUCAUUUGUAUAUCGGAAAGCCAUAUUGUUUAGCAUCCGUGUGUGUGUGUGUGUGUGUGUGUGUGUGCGCGUGCACACAAAGCAAAAAAGUCUUACUCAGUAUAGCAGGCCAUGUAUAUAGUAAGUAUGAUGCACGGUGUGAGAGCUGAAAAUGAAAAGAUAGAAUGGAGAGAUGGAAAGAAAGAUGAGCGUAAAAAAAAACUCAUCAUCAUUGACGAAAGUAAUAAGGAGUGUUUUUGUUUUGUUUGUUUUUUUUUUUGGAUUUUGUGAAAUAGAGAAGAAAAGAGAGGCAUGAAAGCAAGUUUGAGAGAAAGUAAGUGAGAGAGAGAGAGAGAGAGAGAGAGAGA